CUAAAAUCCCUCGGACAAAAACGUAAAAGAAGAGGUAGAAAAUACAGAGAAGACUCCCAUGGCAGCCGAGGGUUCCGGCGGCGGCGGCGGCGGCCGGAAAACGUCAUCUCCGCACAAGACAAAAGAGCGUGGAGCGGCGAAAUUCCUAGCCGGCUUGCCAUCGCACGGCAACUUCUCCUCCAGCCCCAUUUCUUCCAAUCUGGGGGGCCUCAGGGUUUACGUCUGCGAGCAUGACACAGAUCCUCCAGCGGGGCAAGUGAUAGAGACGGAUACAACAAAUAUUUUAAUAAGACAUCUCCAGCUGAAGAAAAAGGAGAGUGAGGCCAAAGAUUCUAGGACUCCAGGGGAAAACGGCAAGGGAAAAAGAUCUGCCGCUAGAAGUUUGGAUGGGCAACAUUCUUCAAAGAAGCCAAACUUAAGUACUUCUGGACUGCCUUCCUCUGAAGAAGCAAUAUCUGGCUUUUCACAGCACACUCUGCAGUCCUUCACAGUGGAGCGGUUGCGUGCACUUCUCCGACAAAGAGGUCUCCCAACCAAAGGGAAAAAGGAUGAACUGAUCACUCGCUUAAGAGAGACGCAGAGUUGAUAUCAAGUUGCCUGCUGGCAGGCAAUACUUAAUGCUUGUGAUAUUUGUCGAGAGCUGAAUGACUAUCAGGCUGUGCUUAUGUAUCUAUAGUUUUGUGACGUCAGGUGAUGUAAUGAUUUACCUAAUUUCAGCCUUGAGGGCGUGUCAGAAAUUUAUGUGUUGUAGUGAAUUUUAUUACUUCGAGCUUGUCAGAAUUCUCAGCGCCAUCUUAAA
Molecule: messenger RNA, 799 nt
Organism: Brachypodium distachyon (stiff brome)
Lineage: Eukaryota; Viridiplantae; Streptophyta; Magnoliopsida; Poales; Poaceae
Exons: 6
Coding region: 59-586 (175 amino acids)
Biological process (GO): positive regulation of proteasomal ubiquitin-dependent protein catabolic process
Cellular component (GO): Cul4-RING E3 ubiquitin ligase complex
Source: RefSeq, a predicted model, not a curated record